Molecule: messenger RNA, 2566 nt
Organism: Mytilus californianus (California mussel)
Lineage: Eukaryota; Metazoa; Mollusca; Bivalvia; Mytilida; Mytilidae
Exons: 6
Coding region: 68-2500 (810 amino acids)
Source: RefSeq, a predicted model, not a curated record
UAUUAUUAUUACAACAUAACAAGUCAAACAGAAAUCUUUCAGGAGCAUUUUAAAGAAAUCUGUCAUCAUGAAGCGGGGAUUGUUCACCAUCCUCCUAAUUACUGCGGUGCUAGUGGUAGUUGCAGAGUCUUACGGACGAAGAUAUGGAGAACCAAGCGGUUACGCUAAUAUUGGACACAGGAGGUAUUAUGAAAGAGCUAUUAGUUUCCACAGACAUAGUCAUGUUCACGGACAUCACCUUUUACAUAGACACGUUCACAGACAUAGCGUUUUACAUGGACAUGUUCACAUGCAUCGCGUUUCACACAGGAUAAUGCACAGACAUCGCGUCCUACAUGGGCAUGUUCACAGACAUCGCGUUCUUCAUCGGCAUGUUCACAGGCAUCGUGUUUUACAUGGGCAUGUUCACAGGCAUCGCGUUCUUCAUCGGCAUCUUCACAGGCAUCGUGUUUUACAUGGGCAUGUUCACAGACAUCGCGUUCUACAUAACCAUGUUCAUAGACAUAGCGUUUUACAUGGACAUGUUCACAGGCAUCGCGUUUUACAUAGACAUGUUCACAGACACAAUGUAUUACAUGGCCAUGUUCACAGGCAUCGCGUUCUACAUAAGCAUGUCCACAACCAUCGCGUUCUACAUAAACAUCUCCACAAACAUCAAGUUUUACAUGGCCAUGUUCACAGGCAUCAAGUUCUACAUAAGCAUGUCCACAACCAUCGCGUUCUACAUAAACAUCUCCACAAACAUCAAGUUUUACAUGGACAUGUUCACACGCACCGUGUUCUACAUAAACAUGUUCACAAACAUCGUGUUCUACAUAAACAUCUCCACAAACAUCAAGUUUUACAUGGACAUAUUCACACGCAUCGCGUUCUACAUAAACAUCUCCACAAGCAUCAAGUUUUACAUGGACAUGUUCACACGCAUCGCGUGCUACAUAAGCAUGUUCACAAACAUCGUGUUCUUCAUAAACAUCUCCACAAACAUCAAGUUUUACAUGGACAUGUUCACAUGCAUCGUGUUCUACAUAAACAUGUGCACAAGCAUCGUGUUUUACACAAACAUGUUCACAAGCAUCACGUUGUACACAAGCAUGUUCACAGUCAUCGCGUUCUACAUAAACAUGUGCACAAACAUCGCGUUGAACACCAACAUGUUCACAAGCAUCACGUUCUACACAGGCAUGUUCACAGUCAUCACGUUGUUCACAGCCAUGUUCACAAACAUCGAGUUGUUCAUAGCCAUGUCCACAAACACAAUGUUGUACACAGCCAUGUUCACAGACAUCAAAUUCUACACCGACAUGUUCACAGACAUCAAGUUGUACACCGACAUGUUCACAGGCAUCUUAUUGCUCAUAGACAUAUUCACAGCCACCAAGCUGCUGUUCAUAGGCAUGUCCACACACACGUUUUUGAGGGAAAUUUCAAUGAUGAUGGGACAGAUGUCAAUUUGAGAAUAAGACAUGGCAUCAUUUACUUCGGAGGAAACACAUACCGUCUAAGUGGUGGUCGAAGAAGAUUUAUGACUCUUUGGCAGGAAUGUCUUGAAUCAUACGGUGACAGCAACGAAUGUUUUGUGCAGUUAGGAAACCAACAUCUAUUUACGGUUAUUCAAGGUCAUCAUAGUACUUCAUUCCGUUCUGAUCUGAAUAAUGAUUUACAUCCGGACAACAACAUUGAACAGAUUGCAAAUGAUCAUGUCAAUGACAUUGCGCAGUCUACAGAUGGUGAUAUCAACGACUUUGCAGAUACUCAUUAUAAUGACGUUGCUCCAAUUGCAGAUGUUCAUGUCGACAACAUAGCGCAGACUGCAGAUAAUCAUGUCAAGAACAUUGCACAGACUGCACAUCACCAUGUCAACGAUGUUGCUCAGAUUGCUGAUGAUCAUGUCAACGAUAUUGGUCAGACUGCAUAUGAUCAUGUCAACAAUAUUGGUCAGACUGCUGAUGAUCAUGUCAACGACAUUGCGCAGACUGCAGAUGAUCAUGUCAACGCCAUUGCACAGACCGCAGAUGAUCAUGUCAACGCUAUUGCUCAGACUGCAGAUGAUCAUGUCAACGAUAUCGGCGAUACAGCAAACAGUCACAUUGUACGAGUACAAGGAGUUGCUAAGAAUCACCUUUAUGGUAUUAACAAAGCAAUUGGUAAACACAUCCAGCAUUUGAAAGACGUAUCAAAUAGACACAUUGAAAAACUUAAUAACCACGCAACAAAAAACCUAUUGCAGUCUGCACUUCAACACAAACAACAAACCAUCGAACGCGAAAUCCAACAUAAACGGCACUUGAGUGAAAAGGAAGACAUAAAUCUACAGCAUGAAAAUGCGAUGAAGAGCAAAGUAUCAUACGAUGGUCCAGUUUUCAAUGAAAAAGUUUCAGUUGUGUCUAACCAAGGAAGUUAUAAUGAAAAAGUUCCAGUGUUAUCUAAUGGAGGAGGUUAUAAUGAAAAAGUUUCAGCUUUGUCGGACCAAGGAAGUUAUAAUGAAGGAUAUGCGUAUUGAUCAAUAUCAGUAAUCUGGAAACCAAUAGGGCGAGGUGACUCAAAGAAUAAAUUAUAUUUCGUUCUA